AUGUUCUCGGGGGACCUUUCGGUCACAUGUGGAGAACUCCAGGAAGGUAGAAACGCCUUGGGACUGGACAUACGGUAUGACAGGACCAUGGACAUUACUUCAACGCAAGGUUUCAUUGCGACAUUGCAUGCAGCCACUAGGCUACGGCCUGGCAGCGGCGCACUCGCUGCUCCGGUGUGCAGCUCGUUUGUGUACAUGUCACGUGGUUCGUCGGGCAGAACGGUAUGUGAACCGAUGGGGAACUUGUCCCAUGAAAGCGUGAGGACAGGAAACUACAUAGCAGUUCGAACCCUGAUAGUUCUCAUUGUGGUCGCUGCAUUACAAUGCUGGACCAUACUCGAGCAACCAAAGAAUUCCAUCAUGGAAUUGCACCCGGCCUUUCAGCAAUACCUUUCCAUGGUUCAGUGCUGGAGGGCCCACAUACAGAUGCGGGAUUAUGGAGGGCCUACGGCCAAACCAACCUGGUUAUAUAGUAACCGGCGUAUGAUCGGUGAGCUUCAUGAGUUUCGACCUUUGAGUUUGCCUGCUCCGACCGAGCCAAUAGAAAUGGUUGUCCGCUACACCGACUCUAGUGGACGGAGCAAAAUCAAAGGUGGUCGUCACCUAAAACAAUCCCAAUCUUACCCCAAAGGGUUUGGAAAGGCUUUGGCCCGUCUGCGUUCAAGGCAUGCGGCUCUGCUGAAGAGGGAAGCCGAAUGCCAGCUCAAGGCUGAUGUUGCGACCUUUAGGUCCAUAGCUCGGAACACCCAUGCAGAUGCUCAGUGGAUCCAAUGGGCCAAUUUGCAGCCCAUCCUUGAUUACUUAAUGUAA
Molecule: messenger RNA, 810 nt
Organism: Cladocopium goreaui
Lineage: Eukaryota; Dinophyceae; Suessiales; Symbiodiniaceae
Source: the annotation of a GenBank genome assembly